This is a messenger RNA of Calidris pugnax (ruff), 1329 nucleotides long. Its product is annotated as protein sickie-like. Lineage: Eukaryota; Metazoa; Chordata; Aves; Charadriiformes; Scolopacidae. The transcript is spliced from 2 exons. Bases 431 to 1270 code for a protein of 279 amino acids. The record is from RefSeq and is a predicted model, not a curated record.
CAUCCCAGCGGGUUGGGUGGGGAGCCCCGGCUGCCCCCGGCCACCCGCCUGCCCCGGCAGAGCCUGGUACAGUUCGUUACGUCCAGACCGGAAUGUACUUUGUGUUAGAAGUGGCCCCAGGCCAGGACAGCAAAGCCGGACUUUAUUUAUCCUCCUCGCUCCGGCCUUGCUGCAUCCUGCAGGGUUGGAUCUCCGGCGGGAUGGGGGGAGCCCGGGAUGCUGCCUGGCCCCCACAUCCUCCCUGCCACUCAUCUCCAACCAGGGGGUCCAGGGAUUAUUCCCCCUUUUCGGCAGGAGGGAAAUAAUUUGGGCAAAUAUUUGUGUCCUUUCAGAUGGUAAAAGCUGUUCCUGGUGCCUGGAGGAAACGGCGUGGGGGAGAGGGGGAUUGAGGGAUGGAUCUAGCCCCAUGGGGGGGGAUGGGGAUUGAGGGAUGGAUCCAGCCCACUGGGGGAGACUGGGAUUCAGGGAUGGAUCCAGCCCCGUGGGGGAUGCUGGGAUUCAGGGAUGGAUCCAGCCUUACCAAAGCCUGUGGCUGGAGGUGUCCCCACCUGCUUCCAUGAGUUUUUUUGCCAACUGGGGCCAGCGUUCGGAUUGCAACCCGGAAAUUCAUGGGUUGGAAAUGCUGGGGGAAAAGGCCAGCCCUUGGCUCGCUGGGGGACGCGGGCAGGAUCCGGCCUGCAAUGGGGCUGCCCUGGGGGUCUGGGGGCGCCUCAGCCCCUCUGCCGGUAAAACUCAGGGCAGGAGCUGUGGGUCUGAGCAAGGAGAGGGGUUGCAGCCGGAGGAGGGACCACCCCGGGCUGGAUCCGGCCGCUCGCCACUGGCCAGGUUCCACACCACCACCCAGCAUCCCUCCCGCCGCCCCUCUGCUGGGAAGAUUUGGGGCGAUUUCACGCAGAAAUGCAGCCUGUGGGUCAAGCAGCCCCACGCCGAGCAGGUGGUCUUGCCCUGCUGCCCCCCCCCGCCUCCUCAACCCGCUGUGUCCCCCCAUCUGUGUCCCCAUCGCUGCCGCCCGGCUGCACCUACAGCCAGCAGCGAGGACACGGUGUCCUCCUGGACUCGGCCGCCUGUUGUGCAACACCCAGCUGCACCUCCCGUAAACACCCGGCUCCCCGCGCCGCGCUCCCGUCACCCUGCACCCAGGCGGAAGGGAACAGGGAGAAAAACCCAUUUCCUCGGCUCUCCAGCGCUCCAGAGAUUCACCGAUGGGGCUCUUCGACGUGAGGCUCGCAAGGGGACGCCUCUCCCCCCCCACGCUCGCAAGGCAGAUUAACGCUGGUUAUUUUUAGCAGAAGACAAGGAUGAAUAAAAAUAUCCCUUAUUUUAUUUUAA